This is a messenger RNA of Prosopis cineraria, 726 nucleotides long. Its product is annotated as transcription factor MYB14-like. The record is from RefSeq and is a predicted model, not a curated record. Lineage: Eukaryota; Viridiplantae; Streptophyta; Magnoliopsida; Fabales; Fabaceae.
AUGGUGAGAACCCCAUGCAGCAACAAAAAUGGCCUCAGGAGAGGAACAUGGACUCCAGAAGAAGACAUGAAGUUGGUUGCUUAUAUUACUAGGUAUGGCUUGAAUUGGCGACUACUCCCCAAGUUUGCUGGAUUGGCAAGGUGUGGAAAGAGUUGCAGGCUUCGGUGGAUGAACUACUUAAGACCAGACAUCAAAAGAGGGAAUUACACUCCCCUAGAAGACGACACUAUCAUCACACUUCACCAAAAGUUGAAUUGUAGGUGGUCAAAGAUUGCUGCUUGUUUACCGGGAAGAACUGAUAACGAAAUAAAAAAACCACUGGCACACAAUCUCAAGAAGAGAGCUCAAGGAAACUCAGCUGGACAUGAAAAGGAUAAAGCCUUCAAGUCAAAGGAUCAAAUUCCACUUGAAUCGAGCCAGAGAUCUGCGACUCAUCAAUCACAAUAUGUACUACAACUGCUCCUUCUUCACAGUGUGAUACAUCAGCAGGCGAGUCCCAGAUCUCAAGUACUUUCCCAGUGCAGCUCACUGAUCAUGCCGGUGGUUUCAGCAAGCCGUACAUGGUUGACGUUUCCUACGUCCCCAAUGAAGAAUUUUUACCGUUGUCCCCUGAAUAUGAGUACAAUGCACAGCUUUGGGAACACAGUGGCUCGCAUGACGAAUAUAUUGACUUAUCUUGACGAAGGCAUCUUAAGGGGAAUGGAGGCAAAUCUACCCAAUCGACAU